Saccoglossus kowalevskii is the source of this 1106-nucleotide messenger RNA. RefSeq names its product nudC domain-containing protein 1-like. The record is from RefSeq and is a predicted model, not a curated record. NCBI's taxonomy places the organism in Eukaryota, Metazoa, Hemichordata, Enteropneusta, Harrimaniidae.
UCAGCAAUAUGGCGACUUGCACAGAAACGUUUCGUGUUGAUCGUGACCAAUUAGACGCAAAUUUCGAUGGCUAUAAACUAUCCCUCGAUCCUCUGCCAGUGUAUAGUGUAAACGUUGAUUCGGGUGUAGACGAAGUCAAGUUGCAAGAGAACCAAUAUUCCCUACAACAUGUUAGAGCUUUUGGUGUUCAUAAUUACCUACUUCUAGAUCAGUGGAAUCCAAACUCUGUUUUCUACGUGGAUGAUCAGUGGAAGGUGAUGCAGCUGAGAGUUGUAUUGGAAUCUCAACUGAGUCCUGCAGAGUCAGUGUUUCAGAUUCCUGCCACCAACCACAAAUCAGCAUCCAAUAGACAUUUUGUGACAUUCCACUUUCCUGGACCACACUGGGCACUUUUAGCUGAUGGGGCUGGUACCUUGUAUAUCUUGGAAACUGGCAACAGAGACCAGGUAUCAGCUCCAGAAUGGAAGAUUAUUUAUUCUGAAUCACUGUGUGGAAGUGAGAGGCCGUUUGUUAUCCUUGAUGCUACCCUUCAUAUAUCAGACUCUGCUACCACUGUAGACUGCCUACUGCUGUACAUAGAAGAAGAAAAGACAGAUACCAUGUUAUCCUCGUCUCAUUUCACUUCAGUGAUUGAAUGGAUCACUAUUACACGGCAACCAGAAACACCUCAUUUUCAAGUGGAGCGGAAACGGAAACUCCAUUCUAAAGCUGCUCCACAAUUUGCAGCAUUGGAACCAUCAGGUUAUGCUGUCCAUAUUUCAGCUGAUUAUGAUUUUAAUAUAGUGGAAGACUCAUUGAAGCCUGUUGAGAAGAAAGAAACGCCAAAACCACUAGAAAAAAGUGACACAAUCUACAGCUGGACGCAGACAUUGGAGGAUGUGACUGUCACAUUUGUCCUACCAGAUGGCACAAAUAAAUCUGAUAUUGAUAUCAAGUUAUCUUGCAAAGACAUAUCCAUUGGGAUUAAGAACUCAUUUACAUUGCUGCAAGGUAUCCUGCAUGCCAAGAUAGACGUGGAUGUCAGCACCUGGACUGUGGAAAAAAGAAAAUCUGCACGUGCCUUUUUUAGUAAAUCUGGACCUAGAAACCAAAAUACAACUAUAUAA